Sus scrofa (pig) is the source of this 13839-nucleotide messenger RNA. RefSeq names its product mesoderm specific transcript (gene MEST). Gene Ontology annotation, molecular function: monoacylglycerol lipase activity. The record is from RefSeq and is a predicted model, not a curated record. Gene Ontology annotation, cellular component: membrane. Gene Ontology annotation, biological process: acylglycerol catabolic process. NCBI's taxonomy places the organism in Eukaryota, Metazoa, Chordata, Mammalia, Artiodactyla, Suidae.
GCGGCCACCAGCACAUCCCCGCGCAUCCAGGCGGGUGGCGCCUCCGCUGCGGCAACUGCGCCUCGCGCAUUGCCGCAGCUCACGCCCCGGUGGCGGUUCGCUGCUUGCCGCGGCCGCGCCGCCCUCGCGGGCUGUGGGCUGCACUCGGCUGUCACCAGCCCCGCACGACUGCGGGUGCUGUGGCGCGCCCUUUGCUCUGGGCGGGUGUGCGGGCGGCAUGGGAUAAGACGCCACCAUGGUGCGCCGAGAUCGCCUCCGAAGGAUGAGGGAGUGGUGGGUCCAGGUGGGGCUCCUGGCUGUGCCCCUGCUGGCAGCCUAUCUGCACAUCCCGCCCCCCCAGCUUUCCCCCGCUCUUCACUCAUGGAAAUCAUCAGGCAAAUUUUUUACUUACAAGGGACUGCGCAUCUUCUAUCAAGACUCUGUGGGUGUGGUGGGAAGUCCGGAGAUAGUCGUGCUUUUACACGGCUUUCCAACGUCCAGCUAUGAUUGGUACAAGAUCUGGGAAGGUCUGACCCUUAGGUUUCAUCGAGUGAUUGCCCUCGAUUUCCUAGGCUUCGGCUUCAGUGACAAACCGAGGCCGCAUCACUAUUCCAUAUUCGAGCAGGCCAGCAUCGUGGAGGCGCUUCUUCGGCAUCUGGGGCUCCAGAACCGCAGGAUCAACCUGUUGUCUCACGACUACGGCGAUAUCGUUGCUCAGGAGCUGCUCUAUAGGUUCAAGCAGAAUCGAUCUGGUCGGCUUACCAUCAAGAGUCUCUGUCUGUCAAAUGGAGGUAUAUUUCCUGAGACUCACCGUCCCCUCCUUCUCCAAAAGCUUCUCAAAGAUGGAGGCGUGCUGUCACCCAUCCUCACACGACUGAUGAACUUCUUCGUGUUCUCUCGGGGUCUCACCCCAGUCUUUGGGCCGUACACCCGACCCUCUGAGAGUGAGCUGUGGGACAUGUGGGCAGGAAUACGCAACAAUGACGGGAACUUGGUCAUCGACAGUCUCUUGCAGUACAUCAACCAGAGGAAGAAGUUUAGAAGACGCUGGGUGGGAGCUCUGGCCUCUGUAUCUAUUCCCAUUCAUUUUAUCUAUGGGCCCUUGGAUCCAGUGAAUCCCUACCCAGAGUUUUUGGAGCUGUACAGCAACUUCAAGUAUAACAACGGAAACUGGAAUAAGUGUUUAUUUUCUAUGAAUAAAAACGAAUUUUGACAAAAGUGGACUCUGGCUCCCCCUCCCCCACCACCCCUCUGGGAUAAAAGCUUUCCAACAUUGCCAGGAGCUUUCAGCUACACAGUAAAUUAAAGAAUAUAAUGAAGUUAAGCAGCUGGGUAUAGGAUAUUAUUUGAUUUUCAAGAUCACCCAAAGCUGUACUAUCAUACCAAAGCUGACCAAGUAUAAUCAAAAGAAAAGGGAACAACAACAAAAAGACAUGCUCAAGGACAGAUAUGCUUGAUCUGCUGGCUCAGGGCCAAAUAUUUAAUUUGCUUUUCCAAAGUGAUUAAUCUUUAAAAUUAUGAUUCUGGGAAACUCAUGCUGCUAGCCCGAAAGCCCCCUGACAGUGAAGGGUGCAUCAAGUUCAUCUCGCCCAGUAAAGACCUUAUCCGACAGAAGCCAAGAUAACAUCUACAGGUGUUCCCUCUUUGCUUCUGACAGUCACCUGCAUGGUCACCCCAUCUGCUAAGGCCAGCCUGGACCUCACCAAUAAAUCACAGCCACCUCUGUAUACACCUGAGGGGAAAACAAGUGAGGAGAACCAUGUUAAGAACUCAAAAAAAGCCCCAAAUAACAAAAUGUAUCAUGCUCUGCCUGCAUCUCCUUUCUAUUACUUUAGUUUAGCUUUUCUAGAGAUUUGUGAUUAUGGUGGGAAUUGAAUUCUACAUAUAAAUUCUAAAUAAUUUUUUAUAUUCCCAUAAUACCAGGUACAUAGAAGGUAUUUGAUAAUAGGGAUAAGGAGUAAUUAAAGGGCAUGAGCAAUUGGUAUCUGUCUGUAGGAAAGAAUUAAGUGUUUGGGGCCAAAUAUACAGCUUAAAAGAACAAUCCAAGAGUAGUAUGCAAAUUAAACUGCUAAAACGAAUUACUCAUUUUGAUGAGGCUUCAACUGUAACUCAUGUGAUGGGACAAUGCGACAGGAGCAGGGGGUGAGAUGCCCAUGUGCGUCCCUUCCUGUCGUAUUUUGCAACAAAAUUAGGGGGAAAUCAGAUGAAAGUUUCUUACCUGCCAAAUAGAGGGCAUGGGAAUUCUUGUUCUCAGGUACUUUGUCUGACCUCUCGCAUGGCUGCAUGCCCAGAAAUGUGAUGAUGUUGCUGACAGCUUCUGUGUUGAGAAGAUUGAUGCAACAGUAUCAGGGAAGGUCAGCUAGGGAUCUGCCUCUGCGCUGGUUUGUGCUGGGAGCUGGGGGUGCAUGGGGCUGGUGGCAGUGUGUGGCCGGGGGCUACCAGACUGGAAAGCGGCUGACUGAAUCCGAUGAUGCUGACAGGGUUCUAGCCUUUUAAGGGAUACAGUUUACGAGGUGUUUAAAGAGAAGGGAGUCCUUCUGGGAAAACAAAUCUGCCUACUGGGUAUUAGAGUGCUACCAGGCUCACCUUCAAGAGUUUUGGUAGAACUGAGGGCAAAGGUCUCCUCUUUCUCAAAGGUGUCUCCCACCUCUUCCCAGGCAGCAGCAAAGUUAGGCUUCAGGACCUUCUGAAUGUGGUCAGACACAGUCACUUCAAGAUCUUCUAGCUAAUGGGUAACAGGCAGGGUCAGAAAAUGAAGGUCCUUUCAGUACCAAACAAAGGUGCGGACUAGUUAAUUUGGUUUUAUCAUCCUGUGUUACAUCCUUUGCUGGAGCCUAGGGAAAACUCUACUACCAAACUAGUUUAUGUUCUGUAGUGUGGGUAAGUCUAGCAAAGGAAACCAACAAACAGGUCAUCUGGCAGGAGCUCUCCUGAGAUCAACAUCUGUAGCCCUGGGGUGCAGAGCCGUCGUGCUGCCACGUUAACCAUGGAGUUCAGGCCGUACAGGGCCUUUGGAACUUUGAAUUCACUAACAGGCAGGUAUUUUUAAGACUUGCCCCGCAUUCUGUGAACGCUUUUCAGUCCAUGAUGUGGCUGCAUAAUAAGCAAACUAAAAGCUGCUGAACAACAAUCAAAAAACGCCCAAAUCCCAAUACUUUCAAUUAUUUUCAGCCCUUAAUUAUCCCUAUUAUAAAUCGAUUACAAAGGGUGAAUUUCGUUUUCAUCAGCCAGGAAGUGGUAAAUCCCAGUUCUUUUUGGCCUGAUACACUCGCAUCGCAGAGGAGGAUUAGCCCUGGUCCUCCUCAGCUCUAAUCUGUGCGAGACGGAUAAAAUCCCAUGGGUUCACGUCGAAUGUUCAUAGAACAAUGUUCUCUCCAGACGGGAGUCACUGAGUGGUGCUAAGGGUCAAGGUGAGUCUGUGCAGGGGAGACUCACCACGUACUCAUCAUCAUACCCCUCCUCAGCUGGCACCCCUGUGUCAGGGUCGCAGUCCCGGACAGUGAACUUCAUGGUGCAGCUAAAGGUGCCUGCGGCUGGGGGAGAAAGAGCAGGGGAGCCUGUGUCAGAGGACAGCACAGGCAGUUUCCAUCAGUGACCUGGGGCCGAGGCAGUGGUGGUACCGUGGCUGGCAUGCUGCCUUCCAUCACCGCCUAGGAAGCCCCAUCUGCCCUGGGCUCUGUGUUCUGAAUUAUCAAGCAAAAUACAUGGAGGCCAUUUUCCAGGGUUGUAGUUCUUGAAAGAAGCCUUUAGGCUGGACUUGAAAAAUCUCCCUACUGCAAGUCAGAAUAAUACAGAAAAGACAUCAUGGGCAAAACUCCGUUUUCAUAUUCAGAUUAGGAGAGCAGGGGGUUUAGCUCAGUGGUAGAGCAUCUGACCACAGAUUAGGGGAGCAGCAGGGAAGAUACUUUCUAAGUGGCUUUUUGCCAGGCCUGUCAAAACAUUAAGAACCACUACUUUAGGAGCUGACAAAGCAUAAAGUAUGCAUGGUGAAAAGCAUGCAGUUCAUUAAUGCCGACCAAACCCAUCAGAGUCUCAAUGUCUUUACAGGUAUUCUCACAAUAUCUGUAGACUGUGGACCAACAAUGGGUCACAGGUCACUAGAAUGAACUUGCUUUUUGUCAACUUUCAACCUACAGCGAGUAAGUCAGUAAUGAAGUUCUGCCUCACAUCAGAAAAGCAAGCGGGCAGCUCUGUGUUUUGAGAUAAUGACAGACGUAAUAAGAAAUGAAGGAAAAUGAAGCCUUGAUAAAGGAAACAGGAUUUUCUGACCUGUUUGAAGGAGAUUAUUAAUCAUGGAUGAAAGAAAGGCACUUAGGGUCUAAUUCAUGGUCUGGAAAAGGCUUAUUGGUUUUAAAAAAAUAUAUGAAACUGUGGAGUUAGAAAGUUACUUGGGGGUCAGGCAAAGACAGGAAAGAACAGAUAGAGAUGUAAAGACCAUUAUGGCAGGUUGGACAGUGGGACUUUCAUUUGCUCACGCUUGACUUGAAACUCCCUCCCCUCCAUCCAAAAUUGUAGAACAUGUCAGUACCUUUACAAUGUAAAGGUAUAAAUGAAGGUACCAGACCCUUAGAUAAAAAGAUGACUGAGACAUGACCUCUUUCCCAACAGCUGAUUGUCUGGGAGCCGAAUAAGAGAGAGAGAAGGAGGGAGGGAGGGAGAGACAGAGACAGAGAGAUCGAUCUACCUAUAUAUUCCUAUGACAUUACAAUUCAAUAUUAUAGUUUCUUUAAUACAAAUUUUAAUAGAGUGCUGUGGGAGUGCAGGGUUAACAACAGCCUGAGAAAAUCAUAAAAAAAUUUGAAAGGAUGUCACAAUUUAAUUGGAUCUCAAAAGAUGCAAAAGAACUUUGGCAAGCAGAGAAAGGUACACAAUUUAAAGGACAGAGGCCAGAAAGGCCAUGGUGUAAUUUAAAGCAGUUAAAGAGAUGCUAAUAUAUAGAUGCUGAGAGGAGAAUGUGUAUAGGAACGAAUUUCAAAUGAAGGCGAUGAGAUAUUUUUGAGCAGCUCUGGUGAGCUGAGAGGCAGUCGAGAGACUGAAACGUUAGAGAUCAUUAAAGCCGCAGUAGGAAUCCUAUGAAGAACAGGUCUGACCUCAGAGAGCAAAUGAACUGACUGGAGUGUACUGAAAAACAGGCAACGGGGACGGGCUGCCCCAUAUGGGACAGAAUGUACCUAUCAAGAUGACAGAAUCUUUUUCAGUGCAGUAGGGGGUUGAUAAAAGAAUGAUUUGGGUUACAUUAAGGUGGGGUUUUCUGCAGGAGGACAGGGGGAGGAGGAAGAAAGAAGUGGAAAUGAAUGCAAACCCUAAUGGGUAUUUUUUAACAAUGAAAGACAACGGGAUGAUGGUCGGGACAAAGGUCAUGAUCAAAUACAAGUGGAGAAGGGGGACAGAGGCUGAGUGAUCAGAGAUGAUAAGAACCCUGGUUUGUUCAUGGAAGCUACAGACAAAUGAGGAAAAGGAAUAAGGACAGAUCAUCAGCCACAGGGGUGGAUCACAGACUGGGCGAACUGGGUGCAUUUUAUGUUUAAGUAAAGACAGAAGACACUUAUGUGUGAGUCGGUGAGGAGGAGGGAUGGAUUAAGGAAGCACAGAGUAAUGGUAUUAAUAGAGAUGAUGUUCCUGAAACUUCUGUGGCAAAUUUUCAGUUACAUGGCUUGGUUCAUACAGCGAGAGGUUAUAGGGACCCUAAGGCCAUUGGCAGCAACCUCCCAGUGUUGUGACAGAGGAUGACUGAGACUGGGAGGUGAGGAGAGGGGCGGAGAGAGCUGUUCAGAGCAAGAGAGCACUAAGUCCACUGCCAGAACAUACACACGAGAGCUUCCUGAGCAAAGCAAGGCAGAAAACCAAGGGAACAAGAGGAGGAAUGCCCUGGAGAUCGACAUUUAAGUUGUUCUUAGAAAUGAGGCUUGGUUUGUGAGGACUGACUGAAAAUUGGAGAACUACUGAGGAAAUUCUAUGGGUUUGAGGAAAAACCCAAACCCACGGAAUCAGAGAAAAAAAGAUGGAUGCCAGAAGCUAAGAAAGGGGUGCGCUGUGGGAAUGAGGCUGGGGUGCAGCCGUGCAAAGAGGGAAAUCUGGUAAGGAGCUGCCAGGUCUCAACCACUGGAGUGAAGACUGACUAAAGAAGUGGGGUCAUAAGAAAGUUCCAGCAAGUUUUGCUGGAAUAACAGUUACAGAAAAGGAUGUGGUCAGUGUGGCAAAAGAUCAGAGAGAGGGCAGGAGGGACAGGCCUGAAACACAGGCUCCCUGCAGGUCUGGACCGAAAGGAGAAGGAAUGGAUGCAGUACAGCGUAUGGGAAGUCAAGGCAGAUGAAAGCUAGGUGAGCAGUGCCAAAAAUGAGGAGUAUGUGGCUCCUGGGGAAAAUGCUACACACGUGGCAGGUGGGAUGCUGAAGAUAAGGUUUUUUUCUAGAACAAAUAUGGGGAGAAAGAAGAAAGGUACAGAAAAGCAAGACUAAAGUUGCCCUCAGACAGAAAGGAGCCACUAAGGAAUGAGACAUUAACUGGAAGGAUAAGGCAGCAUUCCUGGGCCAAAAGUCCUGAUGGAAUAAAAGAAAGAAAAAAGGUUGGAGGCAAAGAAAAGGAAAUACUGUACAGUGGCGAGCAUAUAAGACAGAGCAAAUGUGGCAUAAAGGCUUUGCAUGGGGAAUCUUGUCAGCUCAGAACAGUCUUAACUGGUCCCACUUGGAUGUAAAGACCUUCUAGCUCUGAGCAGUUUCCAGGCAGUGUGAGGGGCGAGGACCUGAGUGGGAGGCAGUAGGAGAUGAGCUCUUGAAAUACCUGUUUGGAAGGAAAUUGCUAAGGUACUUGAGUGAUAGGAAAGUUUAUAAGGAAGUUGCUGAUAAAAACUUCUGGCUGGCAACUUUAGACAUAUUGGGUUUGACUCCUUAGAGGGCAUGAGUAGAUAGUUUGGCCACAGAACAGAUUAUUGUAUUAGAUGGGGAAUGGGUGAAGAUUUGGAGGGAAAUGCAUCUGAAGAGCAGUGUCUUGCAUCCUUUCCUUCUGCAGACAGAUGGGAAAUGAAAGGGUGCUGGGCAGCUAAGAUACUGCAGACUGCUGCAAGGUGCAGAGGGUACACUGGUUGCUCUUAGCAGCUCUGCUGCCAUGGCUAAAAGUGACAGACGUUUCCUGGGGAGACGUGUAGAAAAAUAUCAAGGAGAGGAGAGAGGGAGAAGAUGGAAACUAGGAGCGUCACAACGGAAGAUAGGGGGGCUGAAGCUGAAGUGCUGAAUAAAAGCUGUGCACAGGGAAGGGCAUGAAGGAGGGCCAGGAUGAGGAAUGGUGGAAAAGGGCAGAGCUGCUUAUUAGGCAGAGAGAUGGAGCUAAGCUAGAUUCCAACCAAAGAAGGAGAGAGGAUGUGAAGAGGAAGUGGCCAGUGAGAAAGAGCUGGUGUUAGUGAGGGAGUGCCUCGCCGACUGAAUCGGGGACUCUGCUCAAAUGAUAGCUGAAGCAACAAGUAUGACCAAUAGAGUAACAUAUUAAAGCAUCUAAAUGGGAUGGAUCUGAGCCAUGGCCAGUGGCAGGAAUCCUGUAAGGUCUGUACUGAACUGAGAAUGCAAAUGUGUUCAGAACAGUGUAUGGAAAACAAGGAAGUUGAAACAAAACACUACCUGAUGCAGGAGAAAUGAUCUAAGAUGGUAGCUGAAAAAACACGUGACUAUGGGCAACAGAGGAGUUUCUCUAGGGUCAAUCAAGGAAAAGAAUGGAAGAGCCUGUAGAGGACAUGGGGUCAUUUGAAGACUGGCAGGUACUGGCAGGAGGGAUAGGGCACUGUACUUGUACCCAAGGUCAUGGUUAAAUGAGAAAGGAGAGAGAGAGACUGGAAACUACAUAAAGGAAAGAUCCACAUGACAAGUGGCUGAGAGCAGGUGGUGUGGCAUGGACAGGUAAGAUAAGGGAUACAGUUUCCCAGAAUGGGAAGUCUUGUAAGAUCUUAUCACGGGUUUAUCUGGUCAAAUGAUGAGUCUUAAUGCCAGACUCUGAAGAGUAGUAUAUACAAUGGGAGAAGAACAGGGCCUGAAAAGUAGUGGAAAGUUUUAGUUAGCAGGAUUAGAAGGAGAUGGAUUAAGAUGAACUGUGAUAGACAGACACCAGGACAAAUCUCUGAGUAACUGGUCUGUGGAUAGUUGAUUGACUAAUACUGGCAGAUGCUUGGCUAAGGAACCAUGCUUUUUUUUUUUUUUUUUUUUUUUUGUCUUUUCUAGGGCCGCUCCCGCGGCAUAUGGAGGUUCCCAGGCUAGGGGUCCAGUCGGAACUGUAGCCGCCAGUCUACACCAGACCCACAGCAACGCAGGAUCUGAGCCGUGUCUGCAACCUACACCACAGCUCACAGCAAUGCCAGAUCCUCAACCCACUGAGCAAGGCCAAGGAUCGAACCCGCAACCUCAUGGUUCCUAGUCGGAUUCGUUAACCACUAAGCCAUGACAGGAACUCCCAGGAACCAUGUUCUAAAUCCAACUCAAGACUAAAACUUCAAUUGUCAUUUCCAUGUGCAGAGAGAUGAAAGGACAGUAUAUGUAAUCAAGAUGUGGGAAGGCAAACAAUACCAUGCAAAUGCCACAAGACAGUUCUCCUUAGAAUUUACUCUCAUGGGGAGAUUUCUGAAAGUGAGACACAGCUCCUGGGGAGAGGACCUGGCCAGGGAGUGCUGAUCUGGAGGAGACUGAAUGCACCUUAAUGAUGGCGAUGGCAGCUUAAGGAAGAAAAGAGCCUGAAGAUAAGGGAGUGUAUUUCUUUAGGCAAGACAGGCAACAGGAGAAAGGAGUGCGAGAGCAACGUUACAGGGGCCCCCAGAUUAAAAGAAUGACAUCUGAAGAAUUAUAGGUACUGACUGAGCUAAAAGACACAGAAGAAGGAGGGUAAAGCUGGAGGAGCACUGUAUAGACUAGGCAGUGACUCUGAGUAGGUAGCCUGGUAAGAACAAAAACCAAAAAGAUUCCCACAAUGGAAUGGGAAGCCAGUCAGAUUGGAGGAUGGGCCUAACUGCUCAGUAUGCUGGAUGUAAGCCAGGCUGCAAUGACUAGUCUACAUAAUGGGAGAGAAAUAAAGCCCUGAAAAGAAGUGAUAGUCAGAAGUAGACCUGCUCUUGAUGCCUUGGUGGGAAAUUUUUAAAGGGCAUGGUUGAGGGGAAAGUUUAUUGCAAUGCUUCUUAAAAUGUGUUAUAUCAGCACUGCCUAGGAAUUUGUUAGAAAUAUAAAUUCUUUGGCCCCACUAGACCUCCUGAAUCAGAAAUUCAAGAUGGGGUCCAGCAGUUUGAAUUUUAACAAACUGCAAUUUGAGAGCCACUGCUUUAUAGGAAGGCAGAUUAAGAGUAAUUCUUUGGGAGUUCCUGCCGUGGUGCAGUGGAAAUGAAUCCGACUAGGACCCAUGAGGUUGUGGGUCUGAUCCCUGGCCUUGAUCAGUGGGUUAAGGAUCUGAUGUUGCCGUGACCUGUGGUGCAGGUGGCGGAUGUGGCUUGGAUCUGGCAUUGUUGUAGCUGUGGUAUAGGCCGGAGCUAUAGCUCCGAUUGGACCCCUAGCCUGGGAACCUCCAUAUGCUGCGGGUGAGGCCCUAAAAACAAAAAACAAAAAAAAAGAAGAAAAAAGAGUAAUUAUUUGCUAGCAAGUUGUCAUACUAGGAUUAGCUGAAAAUUAGAGAAGAACUGAUGAGACUUGUAACAAAGGACAGUAGAUAAGGGGAGAGUGGAGUCUAAUAAAAGGAAAAGGGCCAUGUGAAGGGAACUGGCAGGAAGCAACAUGGCCAAUGGGUAAGGGCACUGCAGAGUGUUAGAAGGAGAAAUUCUGGGACAUGGGGGAAGAAGAAAUUUAAUAGUGAUUUUAUGUUCAUCCAGAUCACAGUCAUUUAAAGGGAGGAAGAAGGGAAUGUAGCUAAAUAAGAAUCAAGGUUAUGAAUUGAGGGAACUGUUCAGGAGGUUUUGUAGAAGAGAGACUAUGCGGCAUGGAGCUUAGAGUCCAGUCCAGAGUCGGAACAGUGAAUGCUGAUCAUGAAGUGUUGAUUUAUCUGGGAGAGAUUACUGAAUCUAUGGGAAUAAUAUGUACCCUACACAGUCUCUGCAUGAAGGAGGGAUGCUGAAUAUAAGGUAGAGUUUUUAUAAGGCAAAAUAAAGAAAGAGGAGUAAAACAGCAAAGUUAAAACUGCUGCCAGGUGAGGUGGUAUCACUUAAUGUUGGCAAAGAUAUUAUCACUGAUACCAUCUGGAGGCAUAUGGCACCAUACCCGGGCUGAAGUCCAUGAUGAAAAGGAAGAGGACAGAAGUCAUCCAAAGGAAAGGCUCAUCUAAAGAGUAGAAAAUUGGUUUUGAGCGAGGGAGAGGGUAGGGAUCAGGAGAUGAGGAGACCUCAAACAGAAUAUGCAUUCAUUACUCUGAAAGGUUACCAUAUAUGAGGGGACUCUCCAAAGGAGAACUGGGAAGAAUGUCCUAUGAGAGGGACAUUAAGAUACACCCAGAAAUUAAGGAAGUGUAUUAGAAUUUUCAGAAAGUGAGAGAGACACCUGAGGAGACUAGCAUGCAAAAAUAGCAAAGAAGGAAAGAGCAAAAGAUGGAGGUUGGAAGCUAAAUAAGGAGAAGGCGCAUGUGAAUCAGGCUAUGGUACAGAACUUGCAGUGUAGAAAAUGGAAGGAUGCUGAAGAGGGCUAAAUGGCAACAGCAGGACAUGGGAUCUGGAAGUGUGUCAGAGUUGUAUAUGAUUAAGGAGAGAAAGUGAGGCGAGAAUGCAGCAAAGUAAGGAUUGGAGUAUGAAGUUUUGCUUCCAGGAUGCUGUUUUGGAAAAAUAAUAGAAGUAAUGGGUGUGGUCAAUACAGUGAAAGGUCAGAAGUAGGCUAAGUGGAAUGGACAUAAGAGGCAGGCCAGUGGCAGGAAUCUUGGGGAAUUUUAUGCUGAACUGAGAGUACAAACAAAAGCAGUCAAGUAGGACACGAAGGGGAGCUGGCAGGGGCUGAGCAGUGAGUGCCCCACACAAGGGGAGCGCCUGUCCUUACGGGACAGCUGAAUCUCUGGCAAGGUGUGUGUGUAGGUAGAAGGUGAAAGGAGAGACACAGAAGACAAGGCAGCAUGUUUCUCUAGGGCAAAAUAAGAAUGGGAGGCAAAGUGAAGCUUCCUGCAAAUGUGAAGGGAUGAUUUUAAGAAUGGUAUCUAUUAACUGGUGGGUUAUGUUACCAUAUUUAGGCCAAGAUUAUGAAGGAAUAGGAAGAAAAAGAGAAUUUGUUAACUGAAUAAAGACCUGUUGUAUGGACUAGAGAAGACUUAAGAGUAAAGGGAGUGGGAGCAAUACAGAUCAGGUGUGUAAUAAAGAGACCCAGAACAGAGAUCUUAAAAUGGCUUUAAAUGUUAAAAUUGGAUGGGACAGCCCAAUGGUAAUGAGUGGUAUAUCUAAUGGAGUUUCAAGGACUUGGAUAGAAAUGGGAAUUAGAGCGUAAACUAGCUCUUAAUGCUGUGGGUAACAUUUUUUAAUUAAAAUCUUGCUUAAUAGGGAAGUUUGAGUUUUAUUAAAAUGAAUUCUCCUAAGAAGACAUUGUUAGUCAUCUUGAAACACAGGAUUGACCAAUUAAGUCUGUUUAUAGAGAAGGCUAUUUGCAUUUCUUAAGGAAUGGUUGGGAAUCAGUAGGGAGGUAAACCUCAGCAAAAAAAUAAUGCAUCCUUUGCUGUGAUAUAGGAUGAGACUGAAAUGAAUAUGGUCGAGCAUAAUGGAAUACAAAAGAAGAGAGGGGUUUUAAUCUAAGUGAUGAGAGCACAGGUUCUUAGUAGUCAGAAGAGCCAAAAGGCAAAAAAGAUAUGAAUUAAAGAAACCUAGAACAGAGCAAUCUGUCAGAUCUCAGGAGGGGUCUAACUGGUUAAAAAUGUUUGGUUUGGAGCUUACAAUGAGUGGUGUAUAUAAUGAGAGAGAAGUAAAGGCCUGCAUAUGAAUGAAUAGAAGUUAGAAUGAAUAGAUUAAAGUCCUGAUGAGAAAACUUUUUUUUAAAGAAUUGAGAUAUAUAUAUAUAUAUAUAUUUAAAGCCCUCAAAGUUAUAAAAAGUGUAAAAAUAUGUAUGAGGAUAAAUGUCAAAUUAUUUAGUGAUUUUCUCUUAGGAAGAGGUAAGUGAUUCUAAAAUGGUACAGAAGAAGUCUAAAUUAUGCAUUGUUUCAUUUCUUAAAAAAAAUCUUAAAUAUAGCAUGAGGUUGAGAAGUGGGAUAGUAGGCUAUGAAUUUGGGGGGAAUAGAACAUUUUAAUUAAAAGGUUUGGUUGAUAAGAUGGUUAGGAGGAGGAGUUGGGAUGAAUUCUAAUGAAAAGCCAUUGAGAGCAACCUGGAAGACACUGGUAUGACCAACUAGAGCAUGUGGGUGGGUAGUUUAUUUGGUGAAAGGGCGAACUGUAUUGGGUGUAAGUGAGUGGGAGUAUACCUCAAGAGAAGACUAGUGAAUCCCUCACUAUGAUUAGAGAGGGAAGCUGAAAAUAUUACAGAUUCAAUAUAUAUGACAGAGAAAAGAGUCUAAAGAAGUCAGGAAGGACUUGUUGAAAUACGCUAAAGUCUGCUCAGAAAUUAAUUAUUAUGUUCGGACUGGCUGUGAGAGAAACUACUGAGAUAGGUGUUUUAAAAAGGAGAGAGAAGGAAACCAUGGAGAAAAAUCGAGGCUGGAAUCUAAGCAAGGAGAGGGAGUGUAGGAUGUAGGCUGUGGUACAGAAAAUGCAGUUUUGCAAAAUGUUAAACAUGGAAGGGCAUUAAAGAGGGUCAGGAUGAGGAACACAAAGGGAUCAGAACUAGAAGCUCAGCGAAGAACACGAUGGUAUGCCACAUAUCAACCAGCUGAGGAAAGAGGUGAGAACAUUGCUAAAUAAGAGGCUUACUGCCCAGAAAGCUGUGCUGGAACAAGUUUGGAAGCCAUCAGUGUAGUCAGUAGCAUGACAAGUUAGCCAUUAAAUGUGAUAAUGGAUCAGAGCAGGAAUCCUAGGGAGUCCAGCCUCAAUAGAGGGUGGAAACCAAUUUCAGUACAGAGUGUGGGAAAUAAGGAAAAUGGAGGAAGUUUGAACUGUGGGUGCUGAAUAUCAAAAGUGCACAGAUCCAGAAAAAUGAUGAGAGUCACUGGAAUGAUAAGUGGAAGGAGAAGGAAUACUGGGGGAAAUGUAGAGAGUUUGCAGCAAAAGGAGAAAGGGGGAAAGGAGAAAAGGAACAGAAGAGCUUGCAGAUGGAAAGGCAUAAUUUGAACAGUCAUACUGAUGAGAGAAAUGGCCACUGCUCCAUACUUAGGCCAAAGGUCAUGACAGAAGAAAAAGGAAAUAGAGAGGAUGGCAAGUAAAUAAAGGGGCACUGCAUGAAUUGGAGAGCAGUUCUGAGUCGAUGGAAUGGCAAGACAGAUCAGUGUGAAUGCAAGACAAGCAGAACCGUCAGGUCCCCGAACUGUGUACGGAAUGGAAGAGGAUCCGGAGCCCCCAAAAGAAUAGGGCUUGGGUAGGCUGACUCUUGAAGUCUUUGUGGGAAAUUUAUGCUUGAAGUGACUGCCUGUUAGGAAGGGUUAGAAAGAGAUGGAAUAAGAUAAAUCCUGAUAAGGAGCCACUGGUGGAAACCUUAAAGACAUCACCAUUGACUGACCUUUCAGAAGGUGUGGAUAGGAUACUUUUUCUAGUAGGACAAAUGCACGCUAUUGGUUGAGAAGUGGUUGGUGAUCAUGAGGAGGUGAACCUUGAGAGAAUAACACUGCAUUCACCAACAGAGUCUGUGGGUGCCAGCUGAGGAGAAUGUUUAAGAACUGGCAGGGCAAAUAUUCAAAAGGAGUUACGGAAGAUUGGCCUCUUAAGUGUGAUGCUCGGUUGCUGAGAAGUUACAGAAUCACAUUACGGCUCGCUGACAGUGAAAGAAGCAACUGUGAAGACUUGUGUAAAAAAAAAAA